AUGCCCUGGUCCAGACCCCAGGUGGAUCUUCAAGCUGGUGGAGCAGAGGCCAUGGACCAGUACAACAUAGAUGACCACCACUAUGAAGGCUCCCUGUUCCCCACUUCCACCCUCAUCCCUGUCACCGUCAUCUGCAUCCUUAUUUUCAUUGUCGGAGUGACAGGCAACACCAUGACCAUCCUCAUCAUCCAGCGCUUCAAGGACAUGAAGACUACCACCAACCUCUACCUGUCCAGCAUGGCGGUGUCUGACCUCAUCAUUUUCCUGUGCCUGCCCUUUGACCUGUACCGCCUGUGGAAGUAUGUGCCCUGGCUUUUUGGGGAAGCAGUGUGCCGCUUCUAUCACUACAUCUUUGAGGGCUGCACCUCGGCCACCAUCCUUCACAUCACGGCUCUGAGCAUCGAGCGCUAUCUGGCCAUCAGCUUCCCCCUCAAGAGCAAGGUGGUGGUGACCAGACGCAGGGUCCAGCGUAUCAUCCUCGCCCUGUGGAGUUUCGCCCUGGUCUCUGCAGCUCCCACGCUCUUCCUCGUAGGGGUGGAGUAUGACAACGAAACACACCCAGACUACAGCACAGGGGAGUGCAAGCACACCAGCUACGCCAUCAGCUCUGGACAGCUGCACAUCAUGCUCUGGGUGUCCACCACAUAUUUUUUCUGCCCAAUGCUCUGCCUCAUCUUUCUCUAUGGCUCCAUCGGGUGCAAGUUAUGGAAAAGCAAAAAUGACCUGCAAGGCCCGUGUGCGCUGGCCCGAGAAAGGUCACACAGGCAAACAGUCAAGAUCCUGGUGGUGGUGGUGCUGGCCUUCAUCAUCUGCUGGCUGCCGUACCACAUCGGCAGAAACCUCUUUGCCCAGGUGGAUGACUAUGAAACAGCCAUGGUGAGCCAGAACUUCAACAUGGCCUCCAUGGUGCUCUGCUACCUUAACGCCUCCAUCAACCCCGUCGUCUACAACCUGAUGUCUCGGAAGUACAGGGCCGCGGCCAAGCGGCUCUUCCUGCUGCGCCAGCGGCCCAGACGAGCCCAGAGACAGCUCCGAGUAAUCGAUCACAUCUCCACCCUGAAUGAAAGCCUUACAGGGGUCUGA
Messenger RNA from Archocentrus centrarchus (flier cichlid), 1083 nucleotides. It is a transcript of the gene mlnr, whose product is annotated as motilin receptor. Gene Ontology annotation, biological process: G protein-coupled receptor signaling pathway. NCBI's taxonomy places the organism in Eukaryota, Metazoa, Chordata, Actinopteri, Cichliformes, Cichlidae. The transcript is spliced from 2 exons. Gene Ontology annotation, molecular function: G protein-coupled peptide receptor activity. Gene Ontology annotation, cellular component: plasma membrane. The record is from RefSeq and is a predicted model, not a curated record. Bases 1 to 1083 code for a protein of 360 amino acids.